Cuscuta epithymum is the source of this 1353-nucleotide messenger RNA. NCBI's taxonomy places the organism in Eukaryota, Viridiplantae, Streptophyta, Magnoliopsida, Solanales, Convolvulaceae. The record is from the annotation of a GenBank genome assembly.
CAGAGAUAUACGCUUCGUUUAGGGUUUUGAGGGUUGUGGGGCUGAACAAUUGUUGUUCAAUGGCGGUGGAAGUGACGAGAAUGAGAGGUACGGUGGAGAUGUUCAGUGACCAGAGGGGGUAUGGAUUCAUCAAGCCGGAUACAGAAGGCGAGCCGCUGUUCGUGCAUCAUACUGCGAUCAAAGCAGAGGGCUACCGGACCCUGCACAAAGGGCAGACCGUGGAAUAUGAGGUGGUCAAGAAUGGGGACAGGUUUCAAGCUGUUGAUGUGACUGGGCCUGAUGGAGCUCCGAUUGAGGAACCCCGAUCUAAAGGCAGCGACCGUGCCGGUUCCGGAAACGGUGGUGGUGAUGGUUACAAUCGGAGGAAUGGGAAUGAUUUUGGAAGCGGUGGUUGUUAUAAUUGUGGAAAGGCGGGGCAUUUAGCCAGGGAUUGUGAGCAGAUCAGUGGAGAAGGGGGAGGCGAUCGCUUUAGUCGGAGGAGCGGGAAUGGGUAUGGAGGCGGUGGUGGUGGAGGUGGGCCCUGCUAUACAUGUGGGCUAACUGGACAUUUAGCUAGGGAUUGCGAGCAAAACAGUGGAGGUGGUAGUGAUGGUUCUAAUCGGAGGAAUGGCUAUGGUGGUGGAGGUGCAGGAGGUGGUGGGUGUUAUGCGUGUGGGCGGACUGGACAUUUAGCUAGGGAUUGCGAGCGGAGCAGCCGAGGUGGGGGUGAUGAGUAUAAUACCAGGAGGAAUGUGAAUGAUUAUAGAGGUGGAGGAGGAGGAGGAGGAGGGGAGUGUUAUACUUGUGGCCAGAUUGGUCAUUUAGCUAAGGAGUGUGACCUGACUAGAGGCGGCAGCAGAGGAGGUGGAGGUGGAGGUGGAGGUGCUUGCUACACUUGUGGUGGGCAAGGUCACUUGGCUAGGGAUUGUGUAAGUGGAGGUGGGGGUGGCAGUCGUGGAAGUGGUGGUGGGAAUUGCUUCAACUGUGGAAAACCAGGCCACCGGGCUCGGGACUGCCCUGGCAGUGGUGGUGAAAGUGUUGCAAGGUUUCGGGGUGGUGGCACCACCAAUAGUUGCUACAACUGCGGCGAAUCAGGUCACUUUGCUAGAGACUGCUCUCAAAAGACUAGUUUUGUCUAGUCAUCCCAGUCCUAUCAUUCUUAACAUAAUUUUUAGAUUGUUCCUCCACCCUUUUUGUUUCUCUUAAACAUAGGGUUACUUGCUUUCAUGGAUAUUCUCUUUGAUAUACUUCGUAAAUCGGUUUUCAGGGUAUUUAUAUAUUUAUUAUGGUAUCUGAUGGCUCAGCAUAUGUUUUGUGAAGAAGUCUUAUUUCAUAGACUGAUUGAGUUCAAAGCUUUAUUGACAUAGUUUGUUC